AUGGCUGCUACUAUUACCACUGCGGGGCUCCGCGGAGCGCGCAACCUACUUCUCCUUCCGCUCGCCUUCCUGCUGCUCCUCGCCGUCACCAGCGCCAGCGCCGCGCAGCCCGUCCUUCACCCCCCCUCCGCCACCGGCUCACCGCGCAACAUCGCCCGCCGUGCUCUCGCCCGCGCGGAUUCCGCGGUAUCCCCGCACAGGGUGGAGCGGAAGCUGUUCAGCUGGGACGGCGUGACCGUGGAUCAGAUCAUUGCCGGCAGCCUGGGCACGAUCGACGGUCCAGAUGACGACGAGGUGACGACGAAGAUCGUGGAUCUAUUCAUGAACGCGGGGUACAACGUGAUGGUCAUUCAGAGCGCCCACUCCGUGCAGGGCGACCCGGCGUCCGCGCAGGUGGAGGUGUGGCACUUCUGGGAUAACUCCGAGUUCACCGUCUAUUACAAGAAGGGACCCUUCUCCGUGGAGAACCUUGGCAAUGGCGGGUACGAGAACUGGGCGUUCGGAGGCGUCUGGCAGCGCUACGGCGCGGAUGAGAAGGUUCCGAUGGCCGCUACAAACGCACGGCUCCGCGCACCCCGCGAGCUGCUUGUUCUUCCGCUCGCUUUCCUGCUCCUCCUCGCCGCCACCAGCGCCAGCGCCGCGCGGCCCGUCCUUCACGCAUCUCCCUCCGCGAACGGCGUCGCCCGCCGUGCGCUCGCCCGCGCGGACUCCGCCGUGUCCCCGCACAGGGUGGAGCGCCGAAAGCUCUUCAGCUGGGACGGCGUGACCGUUGAUCAGAUUAUUGCGGGCAGCCUGGGCACGAUCGACGGUCCAGAGGACGACGAGGUGACGACGAAGAUCGUGGAUCUAUUCAUGAACGCGGGGUACAACGUGAUGGUCAUUCAGAGCGCCCACUCCGUGCAGGGCGACCCGGCGUCCGCGGCGGUGGAGGUGUGGCACUUCUGGGAUAACUCCGAGUUCACCGUGUAUUACAAGCAGGGCCCCUUCUCCGUGGAGAAUCUUGGCAAUGGUGGGUACGAGAACUGGGCGUUCGGAGGCAACUGGCAGCGCUACGGCGCGGAUGAGAAGGUCGUUGUGUUCUCCUGA
Molecule: messenger RNA, 1086 nt
Organism: Closterium sp. Naga37s-1
Lineage: Eukaryota; Viridiplantae; Streptophyta; Zygnematophyceae; Desmidiales; Closteriaceae
Source: the annotation of a GenBank genome assembly